This is a messenger RNA of Iphiclides podalirius (scarce swallowtail), 1839 nucleotides long. Lineage: Eukaryota; Metazoa; Arthropoda; Insecta; Lepidoptera; Papilionidae. The record is from the annotation of a GenBank genome assembly.
AUGUCUGCCGUGGCUCCCACUAUCCCCGGGGCUGACCCAUCAAAAGAUAUACAAAAGCGCCGUGCUGGCAGUGUUGGCUCCGAUGAAGACGACGCAAGUGGUGGGAAAUACACAAGGAUGGAGGAGGAUAAUAUUCAAGACAAAGAAAGGUUUGCAAGUCGUGAGAAUCAUUGCGAGAUCGAGCGUCGACGUAGGAACAAGAUGACGGCAUAUAUUACGGAGCUGUCGGAUAUGGUUCCAACAUGUUCCGCUCUCGCCCGCAAGCCAGACAAACUAACCAUACUGCGUAUGGCAGUAGCACAUAUGAAAGCACUCAGAGGUACAGGGAAUACCUCCACCGAUGGCACAUACAAGCCUUCUUUUUUAACGGAUCAAGAAUUGAAGCACCUUAUUUUAGAAGCGGCAGAUGGUUUUUUAUUCGUAGUAAGUUGUGACACCGGUCGCAUAAUAUAUGUCAGUGACAGUAUAGCACCGGUGCUAAACUAUUCUCAGGGAGAAUGGUAUUCGUCAUGUUUAUAUGAUCAAGUACACCCUGACGAUGUUGAAAAAGUUCGCGAACAAUUAAGCACACAGGAACCACAAAAUACUGGACGUAUAUUAGACUUAAAAACUGGGACCGUAAAAAAAGAGGGACAUCAGUCGUCGAUGCGCCAGGUGAUGGGCUCGCGGCGCGGCUUCAUCUGCCGGAUGCGCGUGGGCGGAACGGGCGCGGGCGACGCGCACGUUGGCCGGCUGCGCGCGCGCAACUCGCUCGGCCCCUCCCACGACGGCCACAACUACGCGGUGGUGCACUGCACCGGCUACAUCAAGAACUGGCCGCCCACAGAUCUGUUUCCAGGUAUGCAGAUGGAUCGGCCGGUGGAGGACGAGCUGCACGCCUCGCAUUGUUGCCUCGUCGCUAUUGGACGGUUACAGGUGACGUCGACGCCGACGAACGCGGAGGGGGCGGCGUGCGGGGGCGCUGAGUUCGUGUCCCGGCACGCGGCCGACGGGCGCUUCACGUUCGCGGACCAGCGCGCCGCGCAGGUGGUGGGCCACGCGCCCCAAGACCUCCUCGGCAAGCUCUGCUACGAGUUCUACCACCCGGAGGACCAGCAGCACAUGCGCGACAACUUCGACCAAGUUCUGAAGCUCAAAGGACAAAUAAUCUCCUUAAUGUACCGGUUUCGGACCAAAAGCAGAGAGUGGAUCUGGCUGAGAACGUCCGCCUUCGCCUUCCUAAACCCUUACAACGACGAAGUAGAAUACAUUGUGUGCACCAACACACUGGCAAACCGGUCCCUAGGUAGUACAGCUGGGGAGUCGGUUGCCGAAGAGAGUUACGACUAUCACCUUCGCCAACGCGAUGUUUACCAGGCACCCGCACCUGCUAUUCAUCAGCAGCACCACGCUCCACCAGCGGGUAGCGGAGUGAGCGCACGGUCGCCCGGUGAGGCGGUGGGCGGCGCAGUAGGGGCAGUGGGUGCGGCGGGAGCACCGUACGCACACUACGCGCCCGAUUAUUCGCCCCAUCGUCCCGCCAACACACCGCCGCACACAACGUGGACCACGCUGCGCCCCAGUGGCGGCGCUAGUGGUGAGAGCUAUGCGUACAGCGGCGAAGCUGGUGGUGCUGCCGGUAGUGGCGCCCCGGGGCCAACGGGCAGCGGUAGCCCGGCACGCUCGCCGCCCGCUCCCGCUUACCUGCCGCCGGCAGCCCACUACCACCAUCAUAACCACCACGCGCACCCCACUCAUCCGACACAUCCCACCCACGAAGGUGAUGGUGUGGUUGCAGGCAUGUGGUCGUGGCAAGGUGGAGCUUUGAAUAGAACACAUUUAAUGUAUGAUCUUGGCAGC